Molecule: messenger RNA, 1167 nt
Organism: Lingula anatina
Lineage: Eukaryota; Metazoa; Brachiopoda; Lingulata; Lingulida; Lingulidae
Product: inositol 1,4,5-trisphosphate receptor
Biological process (GO): calcium ion transmembrane transport
Cellular component (GO): endoplasmic reticulum; membrane
Molecular function (GO): inositol 1,4,5 trisphosphate binding; inositol 1,4,5-trisphosphate-gated calcium channel activity
Source: RefSeq, a predicted model, not a curated record
AAUAUAUUUGUAUAAAAGUCUGAUAUACUAGUAGGAUUUAUCAGUCUACAGGCCAUUGUCUGAUGACAAUAUUGUAAAUGCCAUGUUAAGAAGCCAGGUGGUAUUCAUGACAUAAUGCCAGUCUGUAUUUGUUUAGGGUUGGACCUGGAGACCAUUGGGACACAGGCUGAAGACAUCUUUGGAGGGAGUGCUGAGGCAGCAGAGCUGGACCUGGAUGGUCAAGGUGGCCGUAUGUUCCUAAGAGUCCUUCUCAACUUGGUGAUGCACAACUACCCGUCCCUGGUGUCAGGGUCCCUCCAGCUGCUCUUCAGACACUUCAGCCAGAGACAGGAGGUCCUGCAAGCCUUUAAACAGGUCCAGCUCCUGGUCUCAGCAGGGGAUGUAGAGAACUACAAGCAGAUCAAGACAGACCUUGAUGAACUGCGCCUCCUGGUGGAGAAAUCUGAGCUUUGGGUGUACAAGACCAAGCAGAAUGAUGAUGAUGAUGCUGGUUCUCAUAGCACAACUUCCAGUAAGAAGAAGAAGAAAGGCAAGGGGUCUGGACCCUCUGAGGACUCUCAGGAGGAGAAAGGCAGUGGAGAGUCUAAGGAGAAAAAAGAUGAGAAGAAAACACCUAGUUUGGGUUUGGCUCAUGAGAAGGGUUCUGCCAUUGAUCUAGACAUAGGUCCUCCCAUUGACUCCAGUGCCUCCCACAACUACAAGACCAUCAAGGAGAUUAUCAGACGUCUAACAAAGCUGUGUGUCCAGGCCUCUGUACAAGGUCCAAAACCAAAGAAACAUGAACAGAGGCUGCUGCGUAACAUGGGUGCCCACACUGUGGUUCUGGAUCUCCUGGAUAUCCCCUAUGAGAAGAGUGCAGACACACGCAUGCAUGAGAUCAUGCGUCUUGCUCACAAGUUCUUGCAGAUGUUCUGUCUGGGCAACCACUCCAACCAAGCCUUGCUGCACAAAAGUCUGGACAAGUUUCUCAAUCCUGGGGUAAACAGCCUGCAGGGGAUCUGUGUGCCCCUUGCCUUGGUCGACUCAAUAGGGAGAAGAAAAAGGAAAAGUGCAUUGCAAGCGGUUGGGUCUACCUUAACUCAUUAAUUCAGUUGAUAUAUAUAAUUUUAUUUUCUGUUGUUUUUUCUUUGGGUUUGUUGUUUAUCAAUAGACUUUUUUGGGUUUGCU